AUGAAAGAAAAGAGCAAGAAUGCAGCGAGAUCGAGAAGAGAAAAGGAGAAUGCAGAAUUCCUGGAAUUGGCGAAGUUGCUGCCACUCCCUUCUGCAAUAACGUCGCAGCUGGAUAAAGCAUCCGUCAUACGACUGACGACCAGUUACCUGAAGAUGAGACAGGUUUUUCCUGAUGGCUUAGGAGACGCUUGGGGGGCCGCCCCACCACCACCGCAGCCGCGGGAGCUCUCUAUACGGGAACUUGGGUCCCAUCUACUUCAGACCCUCGAUGGCUUUAUCUUCGUAGUGGCACCUGAUGGGAAGAUCAUGUAUAUCAGUGAGACUGCGUCGGUACAUCUCGGUUUGAGUCAGGUGGAGUUGACUGGCAACUCAAUCUAUGAGUACAUCCACCAAGCUGAUCAUGAAGAGAUGAGCGCUGUCCUCAGCUUACAGCAUCCACAUAGUUAUUUGGGUCAUCAGUGUCCAUCUAUUGGCUACCCAGUCGGAGGCACUUGGAGCUCAAGUGUAGACAUAGAAUGCGAGAGAGCGUUCUUCAUAAGAAUGAAGUGUGUCCUAGCGAAACGUAAUGCUGGUCUAACAACAUCAGGAUAUAAGGUGAUUCAUUGUUCGGGCUACCUCCGCGCUCGGCGAUUCGGCGAAGGCUCGGCCCCACUUGGGCUGAUCGCGGUGGGUCAUUCCCUACCCCCCUCGGCUGUCACGGAAUUGAAACUCCACUCAAACAUGUUCAUGUUCAGAGCGUCACUGGACAUGCGACUUAUAUUCUUGGAUGCUAGGGUGGCAUCUCUCACGGGAUAUGAGCCGCAAGACUUGAUAGAAAAAACACUAUAUCAUUAUAUCCACGGAACUGAUGUGCUUCAUAUGAGACAUUCGCACUGUACAUUACUAACCAAGGGUCAGGUGACAUCCAGGUAUUACCGCUUCCUCACGAAAUCUGGGGGUUGGGUGUGGAUGCAGAGCUACGCGACUAUUGUCCACAACUCCAGGUCUUCCCGGCCGCAUUGUAUUGUCUCUGUCAACUACGUACUGAGUGACAUCGAAGAGAAGAAUUUAAUUUUAAAUUUGGAACAAGGCGCGCCAAAACCGAACACAGACCCGCACAUCCCACAGGUCUCGCACAUCCGGCACACAGAUAGAGUAAAUGACGAAUUCAGCACAGACUACACGCAAUUUCCGGAAUAUACUCUACUGCCGACAAUACCAACAUACGAGACCGACGACUACCAGAACCAAAAUGGCUACCAGGAUAUGUUUUAUAACGAAAAUUAUACAGAGCCCGAGUUGCCGAACUACGCGUACCCACAAAACCAAAGACCAUUUUCAGCGAGUUCGUCAUCUUGCUCCUCCAUUGAGAGUUCUGAAGUGAAUCAAUAUAGUUACACGAAUCUUAUUUCGUUCUAUGGACAAAAUGGCCGACCGGAAAACUUUGGCAGCUUUGGGAAAUUACCACAGAGUCAAAACGUUCAAGAAGGCUACACAAGCGUAAUUGUAGAUAAUACACAGCAGUUUCAUGGAAGUAAUGUCAACGAAUUCGUGCAUUGA
Molecule: messenger RNA, 1539 nt
Organism: Pieris macdunnoughi
Lineage: Eukaryota; Metazoa; Arthropoda; Insecta; Lepidoptera; Pieridae
Source: the annotation of a GenBank genome assembly